AUGCACCCCAAGAGGGUAGCAGUGCCCCAUAGGAAUGUGCCUCACUCCUGGGCUCAAUCUAGCAUUUUUGCUGCCUUCAAUGUUGUGCUGUUGAUCAUCAUCAGUGGUCUGUUCUUCUCAUUUCCGUGGCUGGCUCAGCAUGGUGACUGGGUGUCUCCCACCAUCACCGGGUUCCUCUUUGUUCCCACUGUGGUCAGUCUCAUUGUUCUCAAUUUCUCUGACCCUGGCAUCCUCCACCGAGGCUCUGAGUGGCAGUGCCCACUGGACAUCAAAGUGAUGUGGGUGAACAGGAGAGCUUUCCGCCUGCAAUGGUGUCAGAGCUGUUGCUACCAUCGUCCUCCCCGGACCCACCACUGUUCUCGGUGCAACAUCUGCGUGGAGGAUUUUGAUCACCAUUGCAAGUGGGUCAACAACUGCAUUGGCCAACGCAACUUCCGAUGCUUCAUGCUGCUGGUGUUCUCACUCUGCCUCUACACGGCAGCCCUGUUUUCUGCCUGCUUGGCCUUCUUGAUCCGGACUUCCCACCAGCCUUUCUCGAUGGAUAAGGCUUUUGCUAUUGUGGUGGCGGUCCCGGCUGCUGCCUUCCUGCUGCCGCUACUGCUGCUGCUGGGACUUCAGGUUCUGUUUAUGAGCUCAGCCCAGCGCUUCUAUGAGGUCAAGUACCGUUACCUGCAGGGUUAUAAUCCCUUUGACCGGGGCUGUGCCACCAAUUGGUAUUUAGCCUUUUGUGCACCAGUGGGACCUAAGUACAUGGCAGAAGCUAUCCGGCUGCAGAGGGUGGUGGGGCCAGACAAGGUCCACAUGUCCAGAUUAUGUUCCCCUCAGUGGCACGCUGCCCCUUGCCCCGUCCCUGUGCCCUACUCCCAGUCAGCCAGAGUGCCUUGUCCCUAUGCCAUCUCUGUGCCCACCCUUCAUUCUACUGGUGGUGUGCCAAGCUUUCACCCUACCAACAUGUCAAGAACCCACCCCACCACCGUGCCAGGCUCCCACCCUGUUCCUGUGUUUGCCCCCCAACUCUUUCACAUGAAACCCUGGAGGUCAGGGAGAGCUCCGUUGUCGGGUCGGGAAGCAGCUCCUCAGCGAGAGUUUCAGGAUGUGGGUGUUCUUCCUCCACUCAGAGAGGCCCAGAGACAAACUUUGGGGAGCCACUCACCUGGAGCCAGCCCUUGCCAAGGAGCUCUGCUAUGCCAAGAACUCUCCCUAAGUUCUUUCCCUUGA
Molecule: messenger RNA, 1218 nt
Organism: Dromiciops gliroides (monito del monte)
Lineage: Eukaryota; Metazoa; Chordata; Mammalia; Microbiotheria; Microbiotheriidae
Gene: ZDHHC19
Product: zinc finger DHHC-type palmitoyltransferase 19
Exons: 8
Coding region: 1-1218 (405 amino acids)
Biological process (GO): peptidyl-L-cysteine S-palmitoylation; protein targeting to membrane
Cellular component (GO): endoplasmic reticulum; Golgi apparatus
Molecular function (GO): protein-cysteine S-palmitoyltransferase activity
Source: RefSeq, a predicted model, not a curated record